This is a messenger RNA of Drosophila subobscura, 1370 nucleotides long. RefSeq lists its product as uncharacterized. Bases 35 to 1258 code for a protein of 407 amino acids. The record is from RefSeq and is a predicted model, not a curated record. Lineage: Eukaryota; Metazoa; Arthropoda; Insecta; Diptera; Drosophilidae. The transcript has 3 exons.
GCUGCCUGGCUCAGUCCCACCCAAGACACACACCAUGAAGUACUUUGCUAUCUGCGCUCUACUAAUACUCUCGCUGGUCAGCGGCGGCGUAGUGCCCCAGCCCAGGAACUUCGUAUAUGAGAUCCACCAUCUGCCUUCCCCAUCUGAUCUGAGCGCCAUUGUCGAGCAGGUUCAGACCGUAGUGCAGAACUUGGUCCGGGAUAAUGCUGAUCAGAUUCCGGAUAUGUCCGUUAAGGCUGAUGCCGGGUUUCUGCCCCAUAUUUCCAUGCUCACCGACGCUGACGAAACAACCAAGCGGACUUAUUUUGGUCUGAAGAAGGCCCCGAGUGCCAAGUUUGUUGGAGCAGCUGGCAGUGCCGAUGCUGAUCUGAUUCCCGACAUUUCCGUUGUUUCCAAUGCCGAUGACACCCCCAAGGAGGCCAUCGCUGGAGUGAAGACUCUUCCUAAGCUCGCAAAGGUUUCCGGUGCCGAGCCUGUGGAGCCUCAGGCCGAUGCUGAUUUGAUCCCAGACAUCUCCGUGGCCUCCGAUGCCGAUGACACUCCCAAGAAGGCCAUCGCUGGACUGAAGACUCUUCCUAAGCUCGCAAAGGCUUCCGGAGCCGAGCCUGUGGAGCCUCAGGCCGAUGCUGAUUUGAUCCCAGACAUCUCCGUGGCCUCCGAUGCCGAUGACACCCCCAAGAAGGCCAUCGCUGGACUGAAGACUCUUCCUAAGCUCGCAAAGGCUUCCGGAGCCGAGCCUGUGGAGCCUCAGGCCGAUGCUGAUUUGAUCCCAGACAUCUCCGUGGCCUCCGAUGCCGAUGACACUCCCAAGAAGGCCAUCGCUGGACUGAAGACUCUUCCUAAGCUCGCAAAGGUUUCCGGUGCCGAGCCUGUGGAGCCUCAGGCCGAUGCUGAUUUGAUCCCAGACAUCUCCGUGGCCUCCGAUGCCGAUGACACCCCCAAGAAGGCCAUCGCUGGACUGAAGACUCUUCCUAAGCUCGCAAAGGUUUCCGGAGCCGAGCCUGUGGAGCCUCAGGCCGAUGCUGAUUUGAUCCCAGACAUCUCCGUGGCCUCUGAUGCCGAUGACACCCCCAAGUCGGCUAUGGCUGCUUACUUGAAGUCUCGUCCCCAGGUUCCUGAUUUGUAUGGUGCCCAUAGUGCUGCCAGCGCAGAUGUGGACCAGGUCCCCGACAUGUCCGUGGCCAGCGAUGCUGACUUUAAUCCCAAGGCCUUAAUUUCCGAACUAAUGGCCAAGCUUCUCCAGAAGAAGCUCCACUAAAUGACAUCAGAUUCUGGUUAAACUUUAAAAAAUCGAUAGCUAUCUCUCUGGUUGUGUGUAUUUGUGUUCAUAAGUUUUAUGAUUGCCAUUAAUCAAUUCGAGCAGCACAGAA